This is a messenger RNA of Entamoeba invadens IP1, 798 nucleotides long. RefSeq names its product tyrosine kinase, putative. Gene Ontology annotation, biological process: protein phosphorylation. Gene Ontology annotation, molecular function: ATP binding; protein kinase activity. Lineage: Eukaryota; Evosea; Mastigamoebida; Endamoebidae. The annotation marks the transcript as partial. The record is from RefSeq and is a predicted model, not a curated record. The transcript has a single exon.
AAGCAGAUUGGUGAAGGCUCAUUUGGUGUUGUCUUUAUUGGGACAUUCAGAGGUAACAAAGUUGCGAUCAAGAAGUUGAAACAGACAGAAAGCCAUGUGAUACUUGAGAGUGAGAUUGACGAGUUUGAGAAGGAGGUGCAGAUGCUGGACAAGUUCAGAAGCGAGCACAUCGUCCACUUCUAUGGUGCUGUAUUUGUAUCGCACAAGAUAUGUAUUGUGACUGAAUUUGCAAAACACGGCAGUUUGAUGGAUUUGAUCAAGAAGACAAAUCAAUGCAACGUCGAGAAAAGAACACGCGUCAAAAUUGGAACAGACGCAGCACGUGGCAUCCAAUACCUCCACAGAAACGGGAUCUUACACAGAGACAUCAAGCCAGACAACAUCCUUGUUGUGUCGAUGGACUGGAACGACAGCAUCUUUGGGAAGCUGACCGACUUUGGGAGUGCGCGAAACGUCAACAUGCUGAUGACCAACAUGACAUUCACAAAGGGCAUCGGAACACCCAUUUACAUGGCACCAGAAAUCCUAAACCAGGAGAAAUACAAGAAAGAGGCAGACAUAUUUUCUUUUGGUGUUACGCUGUAUGAGUGCCUCUCUUGGAGCUUGGCUUAUCAACCGCCUCAAUUCAAAUUUCCAUGGGAAAUCGCAGACUUUGUGAAUAACAGUAACAGACUCAAACAAACACCCAACCUCGACAACAAGGAGUAUGAGCUUAUUGUGAAAAUGUGGAAUCAAAACCCUUCGAACAGAUUGAGCAUACAAAGUGUCGUAACAACUAUUUCCCAAUUCAAUUCAUGA